Molecule: messenger RNA, 861 nt
Organism: Lymnaea stagnalis (great pond snail)
Lineage: Eukaryota; Metazoa; Mollusca; Gastropoda; Lymnaeidae
Source: the annotation of a GenBank genome assembly
GUUUGCCUGUUUGGUAUCUUCGGUAAUUUAAUAAAUAUCUCCGUGUUUGUUAAACAAGGCCUGGCCAGAUCAAUAAAUGCAAGUUUCUUCGCCAUGGCCGUAACGGAUCUGUUGGAGGUCAUCGCUCAAAUCUGGCACAACUUUUGUUUGAAUCCGUACUUGGCACAGCUGGAUUCAGUCAUUGAUUUCGGCGCCAUCAAGUAUUUGACCGCCGCGACCCCCGGUGUACUUCUUGUGAGAAUCACUGGCUGGAUAGCCGUGUUUAUUACCGCGGAAAGAUGUAUGUCUAUCGCUGUGCCGCUGAAGAUCAAACAAAUCGUAACUCCGAGACGAACGGCGGCCACCUUGGUCUUCAUCUACGUCAUGAACUUUGCGGGAAUCGUUCCCCUUUACAACGCAGCGUAUUUCAGUUGGACCUUUGACCCCGUCCGGAACAGGACAAAGGUCGGGAUAUCCUUCAGACACAACGUAGACGAAAUGACGAGUUGGAUUUCUUCCUAUUACAGCGGAAUGACGAUCAUCGCUUUCGUUUCGGUCAUCAUAUUCACCAACAUCUUGGUUUUAGCGUUGAAGCAAAAAUCCAAAUGGCGCCGCAAGUCGGCCGCACAAGCCAGUCAACCGGAGACGAUGUCGUCCAAAGAGAGGAAGACCGUCCACACGGUGAUCGUGGUGGCCACGGUUCUGAUCGUCUGCUACACCCCUGGGAUAUUUUUCAACAUAGCGACGUCGUUGAGCGACGUGUUCAGUCUCUCCGGUCGACAGAUCAACGUGAUCCAGGCCGCGUGGUCCUUUGCCUUCCUCCUCCACUCCGUCAACUCGAGCAUCACCGUUCUCCUGUACUACACGACGAGUUCCAAGUAC